Antechinus flavipes (yellow-footed antechinus) is the source of this 2777-nucleotide messenger RNA. RefSeq names its product chymotrypsin-like elastase family member 1. The record is from RefSeq and is a predicted model, not a curated record. Gene Ontology annotation, biological process: proteolysis. The transcript is spliced from 3 exons. NCBI's taxonomy places the organism in Eukaryota, Metazoa, Chordata, Mammalia, Dasyuromorphia, Dasyuridae. The coding region runs from base 1758 to 2363 and encodes 201 amino acids. Gene Ontology annotation, molecular function: serine-type endopeptidase activity.
UCUCUGGAGAAAAACUGCUGAUGGCCAAGCCUGCCUGCUUGUGUGCCUUGCUGCUGUGACAGAUCUGCUGGCUCCAGGCAGAAGCAUCCAGGCCCAGGCUGGCAUUGCAUGCAUUGUUUCAGCCAUUUCAUCAGAACUAGAGGUCUCAACCCCAGGGAGGCAGGAUAUAAAUUCUCCCACCCACGCUUUCCAUAGGACAAGGCUGUACCUGGUCAUGAAUGUCCUGGCCCUGCUGCUCUUUCUGGGCUGGCUCUUGCCAGCCCACGGGGUGCCAUUCACUGGGCACCUGACUUUGGGUGAGUCCCUGUGUCUCUAUGGGUUGGUAGUAAAGCUCAGGUUCCCCUAAGUGGUGAUUGAAAAGAGGCAGCCAGGGACUCGGCCAGGCCAUUCUGACAUAAAGGAGCGAUCUACUAAGUUGGAAGCUGUUCCUGACAGCCCACAGAGAAGAGGAGAGGAGAGUAGAAAAGGUGGAGAAGUGGCAGGCAGGGAACAGGGGCAGGGAUCUGGCCAGGAACCACUCCAGAGUCCCACGGUGAGGGAAAGGUGAGGGAGCUGGGAGUCUGGGAGGAUGGGUUCCUAGAGGACUGCAAAUUAUGCCUGUUGCUAUUUCAUCCUGAACUCCAUUACUACCAUGAAGCAAUAAUCUCAAGUGUUCCCUCACUCCUUGGAGCCUUGAUGACAUGGGCACUGGGAAAGGAGUUCUUCCCGCUUGGGACACUGAGACCACCUGCCCUCCUCCUUCCAGACUGGCCCCAGGACUGUGGUAUGGCUCCACUCCAUCAUUCCAGCUCUGCUGAGAGGAUCAUCCAGGGCAGGGAGGCCAUACCUCAUUCAUGGCCUUGGCAAGUAUCCUUGCAGGUACAGUCUGUUUCCUGGGACACUCUGGUGCCAAGGAAGAGUUACGGGAACAGGGUACAAGGCUUUGGAUAGGGUGCUUUCCCAGGGGCUGCCCACAAGAAGGGCUUUGUUAUGUUCUCCCAGUUCCCCUUAACCCUGGUCCACGUCAUCUUCUAUUCAUUCAUUAAUGAGCAAUGUGUUGAGUUGGUCAUUUGAAGGUGUGAUCAGGCUACCUCCCUGACCUCACAAAAGCUGUAUGGGCACUUCAUGUCUUUUGUGUCCUUGACACAAUUAUGAACUUUAAUUCUGUGAGCUUAGAUUCAUAGUAAAAGUGUACAAUUUUGGUAUUUGGAAAAAGGAAGACUACUCAAUUUCAACUACUGGGUAUCUGUUGAAAUCUCUUACUUGCCCAGUUUUUAUGAGGACACUGAUGACUUAAUAUAAAUCAAGAAGAGGAAAAUUCAAAUUUACCUAAAAGAUAGGUUUAAGGAAGGACACUAUGCAUUGCAAAGGAGCUCACUGCAGGCUUUCUUAUCAAAUAAAAUAAAAAAACUGAAGUCAAUUAAAAAUAAAAACGAAGAUUCAUAAGUAGUAUCAAGAUUUGUUUUUUGGAAAACAUGUAUUUGGAUAAUUGAGGUAUUACUAUGGGCCAGAGGUCAUAGAAAGUGACAUAGUGUGUUUAGAUAGAAUUUGAUGCACAACUAUUCACAUAUAUUCUCUUUAAAUUUACUUAGAGUUCUUUUAUUUUCUCCUUUCCUUCUCUCUUCCAUUUUUUCCUUUCCUCCCCCCUCUCCUCAGGUAGCUAUCUUCUCUCCAUAACACAUACCUUCACGUCUCUGUGAGACAUUAUUGGCCAAGGGGAGGAAAGCUCUUUGACUCUUGACCCACAAAAUAUUUCAGCACUCUAGGAAAAGUGUUUUAUGCUGGCUCAAACAUGUUGGGGGCAUCUUCUCUCCUCUCCUUACUUUCAGGCUCGAGUCCAAGGGAGCCACAGAUUUGUUCAUGUCUGUGGGGGAACCCUGAUCCAUCCCAGCUGGGUCCUUACUGCAGCUCACUGCUUUUCCGGGGGGAAGAUGGAUGAUGUUGCCAACUGGCGCAUUGUGUUGGGCAAACACCGGCUCAACGAAACAGAGACCACGCAGAAAGUACACCACGUGAAACGGAUAUACCGGCACGAGCACUUCCACUAUCCACACCUGGACCAGCUGAACAAUGAUAUUGCCCUGGUCCGGCCUGUGCAGGACAUCCCCAGCAGUCCCUAUGUGCACUAUGCCUGUCUACCUGCCUCCGGAGGCCAGGACCCCAGGCCUGGCCAGCUCUGCUGGGUCACUGGCUGGGGAGGGACCCGAGGUGGAGAGGAGAACUCGACUUUGUCUAAUGUUCUGAACCAAGCCCAGAUGCCUGUCAUGGAUUUCACUACCUGUCAACAGGAAAAGGUCUGGGGAGAUAGAGUAAGCCCAACUAUGUUAUGUGUGGGCUUCCAAGAUCUCCAGGAGGCUCCUGCUGCAUGCCAGGUGCGGAGGUAGCAGAGAAGCAGAGACAUCUUUUCAGACCUCAUAGUGGUACCCGAUUUCACUUCUUCCAAAUUCUGAGCAUAGGGGAAUAAAUACCUGAAAGAUGUUUCAUUCUCCACUUACAGUCCAGCAACUCUCUACCAAGAGCUAGGAGGCAUUUUCCCCUCAAAGUACUCUGAAAUCAUGAGCAGUCAUUAUAUUAAUCAGAGGUCUGAUAUUUUCCAAUAUUGUUUACUUUAUUGUGCUCAUUAUGAAAACAUUCAUCUGGUUCUACUUACUUUAUCACAUCUUCUCUUUAAAAAAUAGGAUUCCGUAUAUCAAAAUUCAGCCCACAUCCAACUUUUCUGGGAACAAGUAGGUUCACUUAUAUUAUUAUUGGGCUUUGCUCUAACAGAAUUUUUUCUAAGAUUAUGGGAAACAGAAUGC